AUGGAUCUUAUUAAUUGGGCACUUAGUGCUGUAUCCUCCGCCAUAGACCUCGGCUUCAAGGAACUCGACAAUCUGCGCGCUUUUCCAUUAUUUUACGACCCAGACAACCAGAGGCGCCUCGUCUUCCAUGGACGGGACAUCUACCUUCGUAUAUCUGAUUUGCUACUUGAUGAGAACGGGCGCAUGAGGGAUGUUGCGUUGCUACGAAUGCCGGAAGACGCCGCAGCUAUCGCAGCCAUCAGGCCUGAGUCUCCUGAGCCUCACAGGCUGCAGGGGCUGCGUGGGCCGCGCGAGCUCCAACCUCAAGUCAAAAUUGAUAACUUCCUAGCGAAGCUUUCAGAUUCAGGGGAGAGGAGCGUCAGGAUAUAUAUCGAACAGGGUCUCGGCCCACAGGUGUUCAAAAACUACUUCAGCGCAGAUGUCACCGAUGCAACCCGCCGCACGUAUGCUCAUCCAGCAACACGAGGAUACAAUGGUCUGUCGUUCCAAUGGAGAACUCCGGAGCCAAACGCGUGGUUCGAAGCACCAUACUUUAUCUUGAGUGGACAAGAUCCGCCGGGACUGGUUAUCAGCGUGAAAAAGGUGUCCACCGUGGAGCACAGUGGCGAUAAACUCAUCUUACUCAUUUCUUCGGAGACGUGGGAGUCUUCAGGUUUUUCUGGCAUGCAUCCCAUCACAGACAACAGUCAGCAAGCCAGCGCCAGAGUACUCGAGUCUCUGAAAAGAUUCGCCCUUGAUUUUGAACAACUCCAGGAUAACUAUCAGCCGCUUUUGAGAAAAGCGAACACUUCCCAGAGAAGGAAACAAGUCCUUCUUCUCUGGUUUCACCACGUACAUCUCUCACACACAACACGAAGCUUUGAAGAGGUCCGGUGGAUGUACCAAGAGGUUAGGGAGUGGAGGGUGGAUUCUGGGAAAUUCAAACUGCUGCCUCACCUAUUGGACGAGGUCAUCACCGACACAAACUUUUUCAAGGAGCUCGAGGCCAUGGCUGAAGAUCUGGCAUCUACGCUCGAGGCCCUGCUCGGUGUUGUCGGGGUCGGCUUCGAAGGACACGCGGACGGUGCUCCGGAGUUCAACACCGUUGCGGCCGACCUGCGAGGGCUCUCUUCCGACCUUCGGCGCAAGGCAGGGGACAUUCCCAAGACUUUGGCGCACCACCUUCAUUUCCUCGAAAUGCGGCGGAGCAUUGGAGAGUCCAACCGUCUUUCGAUGCUAACGAUCUUGGCCAGCAUAUUUCUUCCUUUGAGCCUGGCCUGCGGCAUCCUCAGUAUGGAGACGCGUCUGAAAGACCUAAAAUACAUCUUGUACGACUUUUGCGGAGUGACCGUCCUCCUUCUGACGCUAGUCGCUUUGCUUCUGUUGUUGGUCAAGGGGUCGAUGACUAUCAUGUCGAGAAUUUCGGGCUGGGACCCAUUUGGGAAGCAACUUGUCACAAUUGGGCUCGCUGCCAUCGUUCCAAUCAUUUGGGCCGUCAUACUGGCCUCAUUUAUUGUUGGAAUGGCAGUGGACGUUCGCCUUGGUGGCCUGGUUCUCGGGUAUGGCCUGGCAGGCCUCACUGGUCUGACAGUCCUCAACGGCGUUGCAACACUAGUGCUGGCUUGUAUGCAUUUAAUAUCCGGGUGA
Molecule: messenger RNA, 1626 nt
Organism: Diaporthe citri
Lineage: Eukaryota; Fungi; Ascomycota; Sordariomycetes; Diaporthales; Diaporthaceae
Exons: 2
Coding region: 1-1626 (541 amino acids)
Source: RefSeq, a predicted model, not a curated record